UAGUGAUCAUAUAUGAUCUUUUAAACUUUCAUUUCCCUGCCUUUGAUUCAUCGCCGUAGCACACGACUCUUCCCGCUACAACAUCAAUAGCUCCGAAAAGUGGAAAGAAAAGUCGUCUGCUGUUGAACGCUUCUAGUAACAUGUGUGAAGAACUCACGACGAAUGCUGAACUACCAGAAAGAACUGUACAUUUUGACGAUAAAAAUGAUGACUUGGAGAUAAUGUGGCUUCAAGAAAAGUUUCAUGGUUUUGCCAACAUUGGUGUGACCACCUUACCAGGGUGCAGAUACAAAGAGCAGGAAAGAAAUCUUGUUAAAGAUGUAGAGAAAAUUGUGCAGCAAAAAGUGACAGAUGUCUUCUGCUUGGUGACCACCAGUGAGAUGCAAAAGUUUAGAGUGAAACAUCUUCUGCAAAUGUACCAGAAAUACAGUCUGCGAGUGCACCACCAUCCUUGUGAAGAUGGAGGGUUAUUUCCUGUUCCAGAGCUUAUAGCAAUAAUUGAUAAAUUAUAUCAUAUUAUCGAAGAUGAAGGAAACCCUUUGUUGCACUGUGUUGCUGGAAAGGGAAGAUCUUGUUUGGUUCUGGCUGCAUAUCUAAUAGCAUGGCAUCGCCCUCCAUUGUCUUCAAUGAAGGCAAUAGAAACAGUUCAAAUGUUCCGAAUGUGUUCUGCUUUUAGUGUAAAGCAAUACAACUUUCUUGUGGACUUUCCAGCUGUUUUGAAUGAAUACAGAAAGAACACACUGUCUCAAAUGGUAACUUCACCAUCUCAAGGUCAAGAAACUUGUAAUGAUGAUCCCAUCCAGUCUGAGUUACCAUCACAGAGUGAAUCUACAAAUAAAGAAUAUCUUUGACAGACAGCCCAACAGAUUGUUUGCCCAGACCAUAAAGUAGGAGAUGUACAGGAAGAAUCAUGCAACCAAGCGAGGCAAGCAGAAAAGAAAUUACAAAAGACAAAAGCAACACCAAGUUAUGGAAAGUGAAGUGUGUAGCAGAGAAGGGGUCGAACAAGGGGAAGCAGCAAAGGAAAAUCUUCAGAAUUGAUCAUAAAUCAGAAGUUGUUGGCCUUGCCUUUAUGUUUAUGCGUCUAUACGAGAAUAAAAGGAGCAAUAAUAUACCUUUCCCAGAUACAGCAGAUGAAACUUUCUUUAAAGAUGACAAUACAAAAUGAGAAACAGACUCCAAAUAAAAUCCAAAGAGUCAUCAUUUUGAUGGAAUACUCAAUGUGUUUCAUGAAUACAAGAACAUGUAGUUUUUGUGGUGGUAUCCAAAAUGUUGGCAACAUCUUAAAGAACAUUGCAGAGGCGAUGCUGUUUGAAGAGACAAAACAAAAUGCAGUAUUUUUGGAAGAUGAAUAACUUGAUAAUUUACGUUUGUGGUGUCUUUAAAUGUUGAUUUGUUUUUGAUGAAAUAAAAACUUGCAUAUUGAA
This is a messenger RNA of Pomacea canaliculata, 1427 nucleotides long. RefSeq names its product cyclin-dependent kinase inhibitor 3-like. Bases 141 to 851 code for a protein of 236 amino acids. The transcript is spliced from 9 exons. Lineage: Eukaryota; Metazoa; Mollusca; Gastropoda; Architaenioglossa; Ampullariidae. Gene Ontology annotation, molecular function: protein tyrosine phosphatase activity. Gene Ontology annotation, biological process: dephosphorylation. The record is from RefSeq and is a predicted model, not a curated record.